This is a messenger RNA of Aphis gossypii (cotton aphid), 3110 nucleotides long. Its product is annotated as major facilitator superfamily domain-containing protein 9-like. The record is from RefSeq and is a predicted model, not a curated record. Gene Ontology annotation, molecular function: transmembrane transporter activity. The coding region runs from base 462 to 1634 and encodes 390 amino acids. The transcript has 3 exons. Gene Ontology annotation, cellular component: membrane. Gene Ontology annotation, biological process: transmembrane transport. Lineage: Eukaryota; Metazoa; Arthropoda; Insecta; Hemiptera; Aphididae.
UUCUAUUAUAUUUAAUUAAAGAUGUAAAACGUAAAUUCCUAUUUCGUAAAAUAUGACGUAAACAAAAAACAAUCCUAUUAAAAAAUAAAUAGAUAAAUCUUGGGAAUUGGUACUAUGUACCUAUAUAAUAUCAAUAAAAUAUAAACUUUAAACAUACAAAUGUUGACCAAUUAAAAUACAAAUUGAACACAAACUACUUGUUAAACUGUUAUGUAAUCGGCUCGUGGGCGAUGAUGGAGGGAGCCGCUGCGCUUCCAACAAUUACCAUCCAAUGAUCAUAAUAAGUUAAUAUACAAGUACAGCAAGGUGUUAAUUCGCAUUACCAAUUUAUGAUGUAUACAUCCGAUAAGACGGUAGAGAUUUGAUACCGUCUAAAUGGGGUGUUGGAAAUAAAUAUUUAUCUGGAUAUACCUGUGACUUGAACUUGUUGAAAUAUUUUUUAUGAACCACAUUUUUCAGUCAUGUUCAAAUAUUCAUACAUCUAUGCUAUUGUAUUUUUGGACUUAAUCAGCAUUAGCCUCAUCAUACCAGUAUGGGGCACUCACUUACGAUCUUUAGGCGCUAGCCACUUUCAUAUAGCCUUAUUAGGUUCUACAUAUUCGUUUCUACAAUUCCUAUCUGGUACACCAAUUGGUGCACUUAGUGAUCAUUAUGGUCGAAAAAUUGCACUUAUUGUUACAAUCUGCAUUUGUGCUGUAGCUUAUUUCCUUUUAGGCUGUGUGAAAUCAUUCAUAUUAAUAGUAUUGAUUCGUGUUCUUCAAGGAUGUUUGAAACACUCACAACUUUUGUGCAAGACAUUAGUUAAUGACCAAGUACCGGCUGACCAACAGACUACAAUUUAUGGGCGAAUGAAUGGAUUUUCUUCUCUCUCGUUUGUUAUUGGACCAAUUAUUGGUGGUCAUCUAAUGGAAAAAAGUGAAGGAUUUUAUAGCCUGGCAUGUUCUACUGCGAUAAUAUUUCUAAUCAACGCUUUAGUUGUUUAUUUUACGGUUCCCAACACAAAAGUACCAAAAAAAGAAAGAAAAAGUGCAUCACCAUUGAGUGAUUUAAUGGAAGUAAAUUGGAAAGAAUGUUGGCCUGCUUUUUCACUGAAAAUGUUAGGUGCUGCAGCAUUGUUUGCAUAUUUUAGUACAGUAGGUCUUGCUAUGAAUGAAAAAUUUAAUUUAUCCCCUUCAGAAGCUGGUUAUACUGGUGCUUUACAAGGACUUACAGGCGGCAUAACUGGGUUUGCAGCAGGAAAAAUAGAAAACAUAAUAUUUCCAUCCAAAAAUCCAUUUACCAAAUGCUUUUAUUCCUUCAUAAUGUUGGGUUUAGGAUUUGUUGGUUUAGCCUUAGCGCCAAAUUUAAUUAUAUUUAUGGCAGCUAUGGUUCCAAUCAGUGCUUCAAGUACACUAAUAAGAGGAUUUAACAAUGAAAUAAUGUAUGAACAGUCUUCAUCUGAUCAUAAAGGAUUAGUAGCUGGUGCAGGAGCUAGUGCCGCGGCAAUAUCAAGAUUCUUAGCACCAAUUAUAUGUGGAUUUACAAUGGACAUGUUUGGAAAUAACUCUGGAUUCUUGUUAUCUGCAUUGUUUUCCUUCACUGGAGCAGUGUUGUCGUUAUGUCUAACCAAGAAAUCAAAAGCUCAUGUUGAAUAAGUUAAAAGUGUAUAGAAAACGCAAAUACUUUUUAACUAUGGCAAACCAUGAAUAUUUGGUUAGCAUUCAAAGGAUAUUGAUAAAAACAAAGUACUGGUUUUCAAAUUAAAAGAUGCUAUUAGUGUUAGUUAUUAUUAAUUAUUUAUGUAUAUAAAAUUAUUAUUGUUGUCUAUAUUGAAAGUUAUUUAAAACGUGUGAACUAUAAACAAUACUAUUUUUCAUAAAUAUUGAUAAUGUGGGUACCAAAUUGAAAAUGUCAAUUUGUUCAAUUCAAAAGUUGUAUUGUUAUGAAUUAUAUUAUGUAUUAUACAGUUUUUCACAUAAAUUUAUGAAAAGUAUUUUAAAUGAAAAUAAUUAUAAUCUUUAUAUUUUAUAAAUUGUUUAAACUAUUUGUAAUUAUAUAACAAGUAAGAAUGUUUACAGGGGUUAUUUAGAAUUCUAAGUAACAUUAUAAGAUUUAUAUGAGUAUAAUGUAUAUGUUAUAUACAACUAAAAUAAAUUAUUUUAUUACUUAGCUUGAAGAUGACACUUGCCCGUAUAUGUUGUUUUCAUCUUACAAACACGCAACAUGCAAAUUUACAUUCAGUAUAACCAAUCAAGUGUUAAUAGCUUUAAUAUUAGAGUUAUUUAAUUUGGCCUAUUAUCAAAGUUAUAGGUAAGAAACUAAGAACAUUAUUUUUAACUAAGAAUAGGCUAUUUUUAAUAUUUUAAUUUUUAAGCUAGAUAUGAACAUUUUUAACUUAUUAAACUACCUAAAACUUAUUAUGAUAUUUUUUUACAAUACUCAUAUCUUGUUAAAAAAUUUAAAUAUCCAAAAAGCCAAUACUUAAGCACAGAUAAUAUUUUUAUCUUUAACUUGGAUUGUAACUCAAUUCAUAUAUUAAAGCAAUUAAACCUGUUGAAUGCAAAUUUUGUAUUUUGUAUGUAUAUACAACAGACAUACAGCGGGUAUGAGCAGGUUGAGUUGUCUAAAGUCCAUAAAUAUUUAUAUUUUUUUUGUGAUAUGUAUUGAAUGACUCAUUGAUACAAAGUUUGUCAUUUAUAGGUACAUCAUUAAUUCACUAAGUAAAACAUUUGGUAAGUUAUUUGCGCAUCCCAUGUUAUAAGAAUUAAACAGUAGUUAAUUUUAGUCUUAGUGAAUGGGUGAUACAAGCAUAAUAUGUAGUGUGCCAAAAAAAAUUAAUAAUUUUGUAUUUUUUUUUUUAAUGAAUUAACAAAUCUAGUCAAACUUAGAUUAAUCACAUUUUUCUUUAAUUAUUUUCAUAACAAAAUGUAUGUGUAAACAGCCUAUAUAAAGAAGGUCAUUCCUAACAAUAAUGAUGCGCAAACAUCUUAGCAACAAACCUACUCUUUAUGUAGAUUGUAUUAUUUUAUGUAUCAUUAAAAUAAGUAUAUUGUAAAACAAUAAUUGUAUUUAAAAUAUUUGUUUUUUGAAUGUAUUUAUAAAUAUUAUAACAUUUACCUUGAGAAUGAAAA